Messenger RNA from Cucumis sativus (cucumber), 1353 nucleotides. RefSeq lists its product as hypothetical. Bases 173 to 613 code for a protein of 146 amino acids. The transcript has a single exon. The record is from RefSeq and is a predicted model, not a curated record. Lineage: Eukaryota; Viridiplantae; Streptophyta; Magnoliopsida; Cucurbitales; Cucurbitaceae.
AGGAAGAAGAAAUUAAAGAGGGUGGAUCACGGUUUUCGUUCGGCGCAUCGUCUUCCUCAUAAACGUAAAUUUCAGCUCUACAAUUAGGGUUCCUUUCCUUCUAUUACCAUAGCAGCUAUGUUCCAUGUUCUCAAUCCGUAAUUAAUUACGACGCCUCCACCGUUCCAUCGAAAUGGGAUCGUCGUCCUCGACUUUCCCGGUUAUCUGUCUUCUUCAUUCUGUCGUCGCAAUUACCAGCGGGACUCUUAUGAUGUUCUAUAUGAAGGAGAUUUACACGAUUGGCCAUGGGAUCGAAAUCGCCACUAAGUUAAUGGGCUCUACGCCACACGAUCAGCUCCUGAUUCGUACAUCCGAUUCGUUUUCCGGAUUGCUUCUCUUUGCAAUCGGUUUCCUUCUUUUCAUGGUUGCGUUCGUCAAGGACAGGGAAUUUCAAGGCUUUUUCGCCAAGGGCUGUACGGUGCUUCACGUCUCAAUGGCGAUGUGGAGAUUCUACUUCGAGCGGAGGGUGGAGGAUCUGGCUUGGGAUUGGCUAAGGCAGAUUGUUGGUGACAUUCUUCUUGCUCUAUCUUGGGUCUUCUUUCUUGUUUAUUCCUGGAGAGAAAAAUAUGAUUAGUUUCCCUAACUAAAUUGUCGAGUCUUUUCUUUUGAUUCCAAGUUACAAAUUGCAUUGAGAUUUUUCUGGGUUUGGGUAUCUGUUCAAAAUUGGGGAAAGAACGCUACUGAUUCAAACAUUCAUAUCGCAGAAAGGGGACAAUCCAUCCCACUUUCCCUUGUGUGUGUUGUGUCUUUUCUUCUUUUCAUUUCUUGUUGAUUGAACAACGUUUUUCAGCUUUAAAAACCACAAUCCUUUUUGUAAAUAUUAUGUGAUUAUUAAUAAGUCCAAUGAAAUAUAAGUCAUACUUGAUGCUUUGUUGUCGAGUUCAUUAGUAUAGUAAGUCAAAUGAAAUUUAAGUCAUACUUGAUGCUUUGUUGUCGAGUUCAUCGGUAUAGUGAAAGAUAAGAGCUGUGAUUGAUGGAAAGAAUUUAAUGAACUUCCGGGCCACUGAAUUGUCAUGAGAUAUGAUUAUUAACUUUGUGAUUCAAGAGCUGAAGUUCUGUAUUAAUCUGAUGUCUUAAGUUGAACGGAUUUGUUGUAGAAGCCGAUAUCACUGAUUCACUUGAUUUCGGUUGGAACUGGAAGACAAUAGGCAUACAUAUCAAGAGAAGUUGAAAGAUGGCAGUACUCUUUUCUUAGAUUCUUCUUGGCUCUGCCUUGCUUUUUAGUAGAACCCUUCUGUUUCAAAUUUCAAUGAAAUUGAUGAAGACGAUUGCUUUAGUGUCAUUAAUGCAUUUAGUUCUACUGGCUGUUGUGAA